ACCCCCGUCGAAGCUUCUACGCCGGGGAAGAGGAGAGAAGAAGAGGAGAAGAGACGAGACCCAACAACACCCCAGCCGACGCCAUUAAUAUCCUUCCCGCUAUAAUAACUCUUUGAUUUUUAUUUUUUUUAAAUUUCAAUUCAAUUCCAGCAAUUUCCCAGAAAAAUCCCUUUUUUUUUCCUCCUUCCCCAAUAAUUUUCUUGAGCAGCCCUGCCCUGCCCCCAAUAUUCUAUUGUCAAGGCCGGGGGGGUUAGUUGCCCGUAUUAAAUCUUGACAUUCUCAAUUUUUUCUCAGCGUUUGAAAUUUUCGUUAAUAAUAUAUUUAUUAAAAGGAAAAAAAAAACACAAAAAAGAAAGGGAGGAAAAAGAAAAAUGGGGUCUUUCAGAAGGAACCAAAACGUCUGGAAAGUCAAACUGGGAGUGCCUUGCCGGGUCUUCGUUCAAAGCGUCGGGUCUGGCCUGCUCCGUAUUAGGGAGGAGAUCAAAAUCAUCAUCAAAUAAAGGGGGAUGGUCCUUUCCUCCCACACCCUUCCUCUGUCUCUGAAAACUCCGAUUCUUUUUUCCAUUGGGUAAACGUCCUUGAGAGUUCUUUGUUUUGCUGCUGUUUGUUUACUACAGCUGGUCUGCAGCUUUGGAUCGGUUCUUGUUCUUCUUUGAUUUCGCCGCCCACCUCUUCAUCAUCCUCCUCUUCUUCUUGUUUUUUUUCUCUGUUAUUUUUCUUCAUUUCAUUUCUUCAUUUUAUUUGUUCAUUGAUUUGUUCAUUCAAGAGCUGAGAGAGAUUUCUAGCUUCUGGGUUUGGAGUCUUCUUCUGGGGAAGUGAAAGUGAAGUGGGUCUUCUUCCAUUUCCAAUAUUUUGUGUGACAUAUACAUAUUAUUUGCUGGGAAGUUAUCGGUUGAGGACUCACCUCAGAGCGAAAGUCUCCACCGUUUGGGUCUGCACUCUGUUCAGCUGCAUCAACUUGCAGGGGAAGGGCCAAGAACCUGGUCUUCCACUGCUGCUGAUAGCUCGUCAGUGAUUGUACAAUAAAGAGCCGAGAAUGGCUGGUGGAGGAAGACAUAGAAAACGGAAGCUGCAUUUCAGCAAGAUCUACUCGUUUCGAUGCGGGAAGGCUUCUUUCAAGGAGGACCACUCCCAAAUCGGGGGCCCGGGUUUCUCCCGGGUCGUGUACUGCAACGAGCCCGACUGCUUCGAGGCCGGGAUUAGGAAUUAUGCCACCAAUUACGUCCGGAGCACCAAGUACACGCUCGCGACUUUCUUGCCCAAGUCUCUGUUCGAGCAGUUCAGGAGAGUCGCCAAUUUCUACUUUCUCGUGACUGGUAUAUUGGCCUUCACUCCACUGUCUCCAUAUUCCGCUGUCAGUGCUAUCCUCCCGCUUAUCAUCGUCAUCGGGGCAACGAUGGUUAAGGAAGGUAUCGAGGAUUGGCGACGGAAGCAACAGGAUAUUGAGGUGAACAAUAGAAAAGUUCAAGUCCAUAAUGGAAACGGGGUGUUUGAUUGUACUGAAUGGAGAAACUUGAGAGUUGGAGACAUAGUAAAGGUAGAAAAGGAUGAAUUCUUCCCUGCAGACCUCGUCCUUCUCUCAUCAAGCUAUGAAGAUGCUGUAUGCUAUGUAGAGACCAUGAACCUCGAUGGUGAAACAAACUUAAAACUUAAGCAAGCCUUAGAGGUAACGUCACACUUGCACGAUGAUGGAAACUUCAGGGAUUUCAAAGCCAUCGUAAAAUGUGAGGACCCUAAUGCAAACUUGUACACUUUUGUUGGGAGCAUGGACUUUGAGGGGCAAGAACAGCCACUUUCUCCCCAGCAGCUCCUCCUCAGAGACUCAAAGCUGAGGAACACGGAUUAUGUAUAUGGGGCAGUCAUCUUCACUGGCCAGGACACAAAGGUGAGACAGAAUGCCACAGAUCCACCUUCAAAGCGGAGCAGAGUUGAGAGGAAGAUGGACAAGAUAAUUUAUAUCCUGUUCUUCAUCCUGUUCCUCAUCUCCUUCAUUGGGUCGAUUUUCUUUGGGGUGGAAACAAAAGAUGACCUGCAAAACGGGAAGAUGGAGCGGUGGUACCUUAGACCUGAUGAUUCAACCGUUUAUUUUGAUCCAGACCAAGCCGCACUGGCUGCAAUCUGCCACUUCCUUACAGCAGUUAUGCUCUACAGCUACUUUAUCCCCAUCUCGUUAUAUGUGUCCAUAGAGAUUGUUAAAGUUCUUCAGAGCACAUUCAUCAAUCAUGACAUUCACAUGUACUAUGAGGAGGCUGAUAAGCCUGCCCAUGCCCGAACCUCAAACUUGAAUGAGGAGCUAGGGCAGGUCGACACGAUUCUUUCUGAUAAGACUGGGACUCUCACCUGUAACUCCAUGGAGUUCAUUAAGUGUUCAAUUGGUGGGACUGCUUAUGGUCGGGGAAUAACUGAAGUUGAAAGGGCUACUGGACGAAUAAGGGGCUCUCCACUGCCUAGUCACAAACUUAAUGAAGCCAGCCUCAGUGAGAUUGUUACAGGUCCAAAAUCAUCAGUCAAGGGAUUUAAUUUUAGUGACGAGAGAAUUAUGUAUGGUAACUGGGUGAAGGAGGCUCAUGCUGAAGUCAUUCAGAGGUUCUUUCGCGUGCUUGCUCUGUGCCACACUGCAAUUCCUGAAGUGGAUGAGGAAACCGGGAAGGUCUCUUAUGAGGCAGAGUCACCCGAUGAAGCUGCUUUCGUGAUUGCUGCGAGAGAGGUUGGGUUUGAAUUUUACAAGAGGACCCAGACUAAUAUCUCGAUCCGUGAGUUGGAUCCUACCAUGGGAAAGAAAGUUGAAAGGGUGUAUCAGCUUCUAAACGUGAUAGAAUUCAACAGCACAAGAAAGCGAAUGUCAGUAAUUGUGAGAGACGAGGAAGGCAAGCUGCUUUUAUUGUGUAAGGGUGCUGACAGUGUAAUGUCUGAGAGACUCGCCAAGAAUGGUCGGGAGUUUGAGGAGGAGACGAUGGAGCAUGUGAAUGAGUAUGCUGAUGCCGGUUUGAGGACUUUAAUACUUGCCUAUCGUGAACUUAAAGAAGAAGAAUACAAAAGGUUCUGCGAGAAGUUCAACCAGGCUAAGAGUUCCGUGAGUGCCGAUCGGGAUGCUCUUAUGGAUGCAGUGACCGAGACGAUUGAGAACGACUUAAUCCUUCUCGGUGCUACUGCUGUUGAGGACAAACUGCAGAAUGGGGUUCCUGACUGCAUUGACAAGCUUGCCCAAGCUGGGAUUAAGAUAUGGGUUUUGACUGGGGACAAGAUGGAGACAGCGAUCAAUAUCGGGUUCGCCUGUAGUCUGCUGAGACAAGGAAUGAAGCAGAUCGUAAUUGGUUUGGAGACACCCGAAAUUCAGUCAUUGGAAAAGGCUGGAGACAAGACUUCAAUCAGAAAGGCAUCAAAGGAAAGUGUUAUUCGUCAGAUAACUGAAGGGAUGUUUCUCGUGAGCUCAUCCUCAGGAAGCUCUAAUGUGUUUGCUUUGAUCAUCGACGGGAAAUCACUAUCUUAUGCCUUAGAGGAUGAUGUGAAGAACAUGUUCCUGCAGCUCGCAAUGGGCUGUGCAUCUGUCAUCUGCUGCCGUUCUUCGCCUAAGCAGAAGGCACUGGUGACAAGAUUGGUAAAGGCUGGGACUGGGAAGACGACACUAGCAAUUGGUGAUGGGGCUAAUGAUGUUGGGAUGCUUCAAGAAGCAGACAUUGGCAUCGGGAUUAGCGGGGUUGAAGGAAUGCAGGCUGUCAUGUCUAGUGACAUUGCAAUAGCUCAAUUCCGCUAUCUCGAGCGCUUGCUCCUUGUACACGGUCACUGGUGUUACAGAAGGAUCACUUCUAUGAUAUGCUACUUCUUCUACAAGAACAUCGUGUUCGGCUUCUCGCUCUUCUUAUACGAAAUCUACGCCUCUUUCUCGGCCCAACCAGCAUACAAUGAUUGGUUCCUGUCACUCUAUAACGUCUUCUUCACGUCGCUUCCAGCAGUUGCCUUGGGAGUCUUUGACCAGGAUGUGUCAGCAAGGUUUUGUCUCAAGUUCCCCAUCCUAUACCAGGAAGGCGUGCAGAACGUGCUCUUCAGCUGGUCCCGUAUCCUGAGCUGGAUGUUCAACGGAUUCUUAAGUGCAGUGAUCGUCUUCUUCUUCUGCACAAAGGCAGUUGAGCUCCAAGCAUUCAAUAGUGACGGAAAAGUUGUCGGCCUCGAAAUAUUAGGAGCCACACUGUACACGUGCAUAGUCUGGGUUGUGAAUCUCCAGAUGGCUCUCUCCGUUAGCUACUUCACUGUAAUACAACAUAUCUUUAUCUGGGGCUCAAUCGGAAUCUGGUACCUCUUCCUCGUCGUGUAUGGAGUCAUGUCACCGGCGUUUUCGACCACGGCCUACAAGGUCUUCGUUGAGGCCCUAGCCCCGGCGCCUUCCUACUGGCUCGUGACCUUGUUCGUGAUGAUCUCAGCACUAAUCCCUUACUUCGCCUACUCAGCAAUCCAGAUGAGGUUCUUCCCAAUGUACCACGGGAUGAUACAGUGGAUCAGGCACGAAGGCCAGUCAGAUGACAUUGCGUACUGUGAUAUGGUCCGCCAGAGAUCCCUGCGGCCCACCACAGUUGGCCACUCAGCCCGUCUGGCGGCGAAACGUGCUGCAAGGAAGAAACACAGCCAGGAGAGGAAUGAUCAUUACGGAUGACGCUAUAGAUCGGGAAUUCAUUCAUUGUAGAUGAUUAGCGAGUACUGUAGAAUAAUACGGGGCUCGUGGGAUGAUAAAGAAAAUCGAAACAAAGAACUGUGCAGGGAUGUUUAUACAGAUUGGAGGAGUGUAGAUCUUUAGUUACCUUAGGAAGAGUGAAAUUUUUUUCCCCCCUUGGGAUGUAGUACAGAGGUGAGAAAAUUCAUUGUGAAAUCGGAAAAUGUACAGUUUUCUCAUGUACCAUUUCCAGCUCAUUCUCAAUAAUAUAUGUAGACAUUUUACGUGGAAAAUUUGAUCCCCGAUUUGAG
Messenger RNA from Punica granatum (pomegranate), 4956 nucleotides. NCBI's taxonomy places the organism in Eukaryota, Viridiplantae, Streptophyta, Magnoliopsida, Myrtales, Lythraceae. The record is from RefSeq and is a predicted model, not a curated record.